Molecule: messenger RNA, 1140 nt
Organism: Mycena indigotica
Lineage: Eukaryota; Fungi; Basidiomycota; Agaricomycetes; Agaricales; Mycenaceae
Exons: 5
Coding region: 7-1140 (377 amino acids)
Source: RefSeq, a predicted model, not a curated record
AGCGUCAUGUCCCAAGACACACCUCAAGCUCAAGGCCCACAAAAUGUCACAAAGAUUGAACACGACCCAUUCCAAUCCAAUGCCGCCCUGACUUCUGACUUUGGAAAACGAUCUCGAGACCAGACCCCAAUCGAUCCAAGCGAAAGCCCUGUGGCGAAGCGCGCGCGCUCUUCUCGUCGUCAUGCAAAGCACUGGGAUCUCGAUGGAGACAUUUUUGUGCGUUUGGGUGACUGUUGGAUGCGACUUCGUAAGAGUGCACUUGGCCGACACUCUGAAUUCUUCAGCGAUGCCUUCAUUGCCAUAGAUCAAGGCAAACUUUCACCGGAACCUAAACGUCCAUAUGAACAAGGAACUCUUAUUCUUGCCGAUGUCAGCAACGUCCAAAACUGCUACCAUCUUCCUGCGCCAGGUGCCACUGCUGUAGAUCUCGAUGCUCUCCUUACCGCAAUGGAAGAUGCAAUCUCCUACUGUCACGAGCCGCCAACUUUCGAUGUUGUGUCCUCUAUUCUUCGUGCCUCUACUAUCCUCAAGUUUCACCGAUUCCGCGAUUGGGCUCAACGUUUCAUUCAAAGCUCCUGGCUGCCCUCUCUCGAAGCUCUUACUCCAACCGUCAUUCCACAUGCAACCCAAGUUGUCUCCCUUGGCCGUGAGGUCGACCUCGGCCCUUCUGGAGCAGCUAUCAUCAAGCGUGCCCUCUACGAACUCCUUCGUACUCCAAGCUUCGGCCAAAAACCCGAACAGAUGCCCUCCAUGUUGCAAUCCACCGACCUGAUUGCUCUCACCCGCGCACGUGAACACCUCGAUACAAUCUGGUACACCGCCACUGCGUUCGAAUUCUUCGCAUUUUUCUGCCCCGCGCAUGGAACCGCACAACCUGAGCCUCGCUGCACCAUUCUAACCCAGCAAAUACACAAAAAACUCAUUUACGACUCUGGCUUGUUCAUUGAUUACCGUUACGACGUUCUAUGUGGGUUGGAUAUGCUCGGAAAGGUUGGAUGGGACAAGGAGGCGGAGUCUGAUAAUGAAGGUGGAGGUGCUGUACGAGAGAGAGCAAGCAUGGGAGAAGCUCAACUCGUUGUUCUGUUUGCAACUACCCUGAUAAAGGCAGCCGUAUUCCGCAACACAUAUGGGGCAGUCUGA